Molecule: messenger RNA, 566 nt
Organism: Musa acuminata subsp. malaccensis (wild Malaysian banana)
Lineage: Eukaryota; Viridiplantae; Streptophyta; Magnoliopsida; Zingiberales; Musaceae
Product: DET1- and DDB1-associated protein 1
Biological process (GO): positive regulation of proteasomal ubiquitin-dependent protein catabolic process
Cellular component (GO): Cul4-RING E3 ubiquitin ligase complex
Source: RefSeq, a predicted model, not a curated record
GAGAGAGGAGAGGAGAGAAGAGAAGAGAUGGGCUCUCUACUCGACGACUGGCCCUCUUACGACCCCCACAACUUCAGCCAACUACGCCCGGCCGAUUCAUCUGCCCAAUCUUCUAAACUUACGCCUGUCACAUAUCGUCCCACUCAUAACAAGUCUCUCCCACCACCAGAUCAAGUAAUAUCAUCAGAAGCCAGAAAUAUCCUUCUGAGGCAUUUCUAUCAGAAGUCAGAAGAGAAGUUCCGACCUAAGAGAGCUGCUUCGGAUCAUCUAACACCGGAACACAGUUGCAAGCAGCCCAGAUGUGCCUACACUGAUGGGGCCGAUUGACGAAUUAUAGUAUGAUUCUUCCCAACAUCCUGCAUAGUAAAACCAGCAUAUAUGUAUCGUAUGUGCAUAUAGCUUUUUGAACAUUGGAGCAUGAUGUUUUCGAGCACUACAAGUUUGAUUAGUGAUUACAAUUGAGUGGCUUCUUUGCUCUACUUCAUGUUUUUGGCUAUGCCUAUCUAUUGAUUAAACUAGCUGAAGAAAUAUUUUGUGAUCGAAUAUGUUGCACAGAUUGUUUUUAA